Molecule: messenger RNA, 492 nt
Organism: Iphiclides podalirius (scarce swallowtail)
Lineage: Eukaryota; Metazoa; Arthropoda; Insecta; Lepidoptera; Papilionidae
Source: the annotation of a GenBank genome assembly
AUGAAAAUAGUGAUGAGCAAUUCUAUGAAGCACUUGUUUAAGGUGCGACAAAACGUAUUCCACUCGCGGGCGCAAAGCGCGCGUGUGACCAGCGCGGAUGACCAACAAAUGGCGGGAAAAGCCACAAAAACCACGGCUGCCGAGAAGGUCUUAAGCAGCAUGAAUUCAGCGCCAUCAAGCGUGCGGCGGAUCAUACUAAAGAGGUACAGGAAACCGGAGGAAGCGGAAAUCAAUUUGUCCAGAAGGCGCAUGGCUAAGGUUGGGGCUUGCGCGCAACUGAGGACACCCACGGCCUCUUUCUCGACUUCGGCCUACAUGUGGGAGGUAAAGGGCGACCCCUGUGGCGGCAAGCUGGGCGGCAGCACCGCGGCCAGACGCCCAGCGAAGGAUGAGAAGAAAGGGCCGAUGCAAUCGACACCGCCCAAGUCCAGCGAAGCCGGCGCCAAAGGAGAAAUCAUAGCCGGUGCUAAAGUGACACGAGCUUUUUUGUUU